Grammomys surdaster is the source of this 1359-nucleotide messenger RNA. RefSeq names its product transmembrane protein 180-like. The record is from RefSeq and is a predicted model, not a curated record. NCBI's taxonomy places the organism in Eukaryota, Metazoa, Chordata, Mammalia, Rodentia, Muridae. The coding region runs from base 1 to 1359 and encodes 452 amino acids. The transcript is spliced from 6 exons.
AUGACCCUUUUAAAUAUCAAAUCUGAAGCUUGGGCAUACUCUCUCGUUACACUGGGAACCACAAUGUUAAGUUCUUUCUUCAGUUUCUACUAUGUGAAACUUUUCUUGGAAGUAUACAAGAUUUCCGAGUUGGCCUUCUACCAGUCCCAGGUCAUUUUAAUGAUCUGGAAUAUUCUGACUGACCUGAGUGGGUAUUUCCACAUGCGCUCUCAGUAUGGUUGCUGUCUCAGUUACCGCUGCUCCCUGCUUGGAGCCCUUUUGCAUGCAGUGGCCUUCUUGCUCCCUUGGUUCCCUUGGAAACACUAUAGAGAAAGUGACUGGCUUACUGGACUGCAGCUAGUAGUCUCACUGUGCGCAUUUGACAGCACCCACACCUGGGUGCAGCAAGCUCAGUGCCGCCUGUUUGCAGAGACUUCCCCCAGGCAUGAGAGCAGGCUGCAACUGACCAGAAUUAACCAGGUGGCAUCCGUGGUCGGCUCUACCAGCAUCCUUUUCUGUGGCCUCAUCUCUCAUAACAUGGAAAUCCUGCCCAAUUUUCAAGCCAUUGCUGUCAUCAUUGCCUUCCUGGCGUCUAUCAGCCUUUACAGUGGCAUGAGACAGUUUGAAUUUAAAAGAAACUCCGAGGAAAACUUCCUCUUCGAGAGUGAACAGGAGUUGGCAGGGACUUCUGUCAUCUCAUUGAUGAGACAAAUCUUGCCUCAGCGGAACUUCUACAUUUUCCUCAUCAUGAAUUUCUUCCAAGUCUUCCAUUUGACCUUCUUCAAUAACUUCAUGAUGAUCUUUGUAGAUACCCUGAUUCCCAAUGAGGCUCUCUCUCCUUUCGUAAGGAGCAUCAUGUACGGGGCUGGCUUCAUCUGCCCUCAGUGCCUGGUACUUCUAGGUCAGUCCUGGCUGAAGAAACUCGGUUACUAUAAGGUUAUUUUAAUUUCUUUCUACUUAGAAGGGGCAGCUGCCCUUGUCAUGCUACUUCUGGGACAGGAACACUAUUGCUGUUUGGCUGUUUAUCUCACUGUUAUUAUGGUGACUGUACACGCCUCUUUUUGCUUAUUUAAUUUGCCAGUGGUGGACAUGGUUGAUGCAGAUUUACUGAAGUUUAACAGGCAGUCUUCUCUUUCCUUGAUGGUUUCUGUCAUCAGUGCUUUAUUUACCAGACCUGCUCAGUCUUUAGCUCCCGUGUUGAUACUGUCUAAGCUAAACCAGCACGGCUAUGGAGAGCCGAACAACAGAAUACUCUUAGAUCUCCAGGACAGCAUGUUCAGUUUGGUUUGUGUGGUCUCCCUGGCCGUCGCAACAGUGCAGAUUCUGACUUGGAGCUCCUUCUCUAUCAGGAACAGAAGAGACUGCUCAGGGACGGUGUAA